CUCCCUAAUAUAUACGGCGGCGCCCCGCGCAUGCCACAACCGCCUCUCUCGUCCUCCCCUCCCCCGUGCGAAUGCGUCUCCUCCCUCGGCCGGCCGCUCGUCCGCUCGCUCUCCCCCGCACGAAUCUCCAGGUGAUGGCGGCGCGCCGCUGCCACUGACGUCGCCAGCGGUGGCGGCGGCGAGCGCGCGAUCGCGGGCGAUGGCCGCCGAGGCCAGCAUGGAGCGCGCGCGCGACGGCCGGCGCCACGAGCACCAGCAGAAGCAGCAGCGGCGCAGCCACCGGCGGUCGGCUUCGGCGUCCGUGACCUCGUCCACGAGGCAGUGGGCAUCAGGGUCGGCGUCUGCGUCGGCGUCAGCGUCUCCGUCCCAGGCGGCGGCGGCGGCGGCGCAGGAGUCGGAGCGGCGGCUGCGGCGGUCCCCGCCCGUGGAGGCGCGGCGGGAGCGCGAGCGGCGUCGGGCGCGCGAGCAGCCGCGGUGCGGGGAGGUGGCGGGCGGGACGGCGGCGGAGUGCGCCGCGGUGUGCUGCUGCUUCCCCUGCGCGGUGGUGGAGCUGGUGGUGCUGGCGGCCGUGCGCGUGCCCGCCGCGCUGUGCCGCCGCGCGCUGCGCGCCCGCGCGCGCCGCAGGCGCGCGGCCAAGAAGAAGAAGGAGGAGGCGGAGCUCCUCGGCGCCUCGGGCGCUGCCGCGUCCGCCUCCCCGACCGCGGCGGCGGCCCGGGACCGCAACGGCGACGCCCUCGACUUCUGCCACUGGCCCGCGCGGGCGGAGGCCGGGCGCGACGAGCUCGCCGAGGCGGAGGCGAAGGUCUGGGCCAGCUUCCAGGGCGCCGGCUUCUGGCGCAGCCCGUCGCAGCGCGAGGAGAGGAGGUGCUAGCUCCUGAUCGACCGCCGCCGCCACAUCUCUCCGUGCCGGUUUCUUGGACCCGAUCCCGAUCCGUCGCAUGCCGCAUACAAUCCUCAUAGGGAAAAGAUGAACGAACUCCAGCGAUUGGUUGAUCGAUCGGCUGCAGAUUGCUGCGACGGCGACGACCGGUUUCAUUGAUUGCUCGCGUUUUUUCCUUUUUCCGAAAUAUUUUCUUGCAUUGGGUGGGAGGAGGGAAGGAACUGUAUCUUCUUUCAUUGUUGUUCUUGAUCGUUCGUGCGUCUUUCAGAUACUGUUGUUCUGACGUGCAUGUGGUGGACACGGUCGGCCAACCUUGUCUCCUACUAUUCAUCAUGCACUAGGGCUGGCUGUGACGAUGUUCUAGCUAAGUAGUAGGAGCAGCUAUACCCCUACGUCCCAGCUGGUUUAUGUCAUGGAGAGACAUGGACGAUUGACCUGGCCUUGAGAAUUCUAAUGACAAGUAGACGCAUAGGAACUAAAAAACGUGUUCUGAUUUCAUGCUUUAUUUAGGGUUACAUGCAGAGAUCGAUUAUUUAUUGGUCAAAUGAAAAGAAGUCAUUUAUUA
This is a messenger RNA of Zea mays, 1445 nucleotides long. RefSeq lists its product as uncharacterized. NCBI's taxonomy places the organism in Eukaryota, Viridiplantae, Streptophyta, Magnoliopsida, Poales, Poaceae. The transcript has a single exon. The record is from RefSeq and is a predicted model, not a curated record. The coding region runs from base 200 to 871 and encodes 223 amino acids.